AUGUUGAUGCCGCUGAAAGGUCGCAACAUAAGGCGCGCCGUGAACGUCAUCGGUAACAAUGAAAGACGCGUUUUGGCAAAGAGGUUUUCAACAGCUUUAUCAAGUUCUUGGACGCCGCCUAGCAGGUGGACAGUUGGUUAUUCAAGUCCUCAUUACGAAUAUAUAUGUCUUGACUUCACCAAUGGGGCACAGCUGCUAAAGAGUGACCGUACAUCAGAUGCUUCAAUAAUUCUCAGCAUUCGGCUUACAUAUGCAUUUUACAUCAAAGGGAAAUAUGCAAAAACAUUUGAAGCUUUUUACAAACAAGUCAUGCCAAAUGCUGUUGUUUUCAUGCUUGGCUCUGUCAUCAAGGGCAUCCAGAAAUCCCUGAAUCUUCGUUCUUCACAACAAUUCAUCUUGUUUUUUCAAAUAGAUGAAUUUCAGGCAAUUUUCGAGUUCAAUGACAAAAAUAAGAUGACUAUCUUCAAGGACAUAAUGAAAAGAUUGGGUCCGUUUAUGAGCAGUAAAGAACCAAAAAUCAACUUUGUCCAACCCUUUUUCUCAGGAACAGUGAAGCAAUCUGUAAUCAACACUAAAAAAGCCUCUGAGUAUUCAUGGCAUUUUGUGGACUGUCCACUCUUGAAUAUGGCAGCACAUACACAGGCAGCAUUCAAAGAAUUUUUUAAGAAUGUUAACCAGAUCAGCUCUAGCGAUGUUACCAUGUACUUCAGCAAUGUGGCUAAGGAACUUGAUACCCAUUAUGCUAUCAAGAAUUUUGUUGUUGAGCAUGAAAAACUUGCCUUGGCAAUCCUUCGCCUCUGUAUAGGAUCAAUCCCAUCGAACAGGACAGAUAUCCUGUUGGAAGACGAAAAAGAUAAGGAUUUAACUCUCGACAUUCUGGAAAGAGACAAACAUUUGAUUCUAGAAAAGUACCACAAUCCUCAAGAGACAGACAAAACCAAAGAAAUUGUCCUGAUAUGUUCUUUGUUUGACUCUAUAAUCAAGUUUUACACAUGGUUACAA
This is a messenger RNA of Paraglomus brasilianum, 1002 nucleotides long. NCBI's taxonomy places the organism in Eukaryota, Fungi, Glomeromycota, Glomeromycetes, Paraglomerales, Paraglomeraceae. The record is from the annotation of a GenBank genome assembly.